AUGUCUGAAAGUAAAUUGGAUUUGGAGGAGAAGAGAAACAAGCAAUUGGAGGAGGCACGCAAGCGUGUGGAGGAGUUGAAGAAGAAGAAGAAGACGAAGGGGAAGAAGGGGAAGAAACUUAAGAAGGACGGUGAGGGCGCAGGCGCUGAUACGAGCGAUGGAACACCGGCUGCAGGGGAUAUUCCAGACGGCGAAGGUGUUCCUGGGGACCUGUCUGAUGAGCCAAGGGCAAUUGAAGAAGAUGCAGGGGAGGGUUCCACAAAGGUAGACGAACUCUCUGUUGAUGUGCCCUCCACGGAGGAUUUAACACAAGUACCAGAGGACGAACCAUCUCUCGAUGGUGCUGAAGUUACAGGCAAGGAUUCUGUGGAGUCGAAGAAGGAGGAACCGUCUGUUGACGCCGCGGAAACUGCUAAUGAUAACUCAGUGGAGGUGAAGGAGGAGCCGUCUGGUGACGCUGUGGAAACUGCUAAUGAAGAGUCCGUGGAGGUGAAGAAGGAAGAAAGUUUUUCACAAGGUGCAGCACAGGAUGACAUCUUUGGUAGCCACACUGAAGGUGAAUCAGACUUCUUGGAGACGAUCAAGAAGGAAGGCGAGCAGAAUCAAGCCGAACAGCUGACACAGCAGGUCACAGAACUGACUGAGCUCAACAGGAAACUAAAGUUCACAAACAUAGAACAAGAGAGCACCAUCGAUGAAUUGACCGAGGAAAUCGGUGCCCUAAAGUUGCGGAUACAACAGCUACAAAACUCGCUUACAGAGACGCAGACUCGUCUAACGGCAGCAGAGGAAAGGCCUGCCUCACCAACUUUGCAGAAGACAGGGCCUCGCGGUGCGUCUGUUGAGUUUGCCAGUUUCCAAACAGGUUCUCCGGCACCGGACAAAUCACUAUCUGCUGGGUACUUUGAUUCUUCUAGAAGCCAAACCCAACGUAUAGAAGAGCCUGUUGUCGAUCGUGUCCUACUCGAUAAAUGGAAGAAUUGGAAUGUGGAUAUGACCACUUGGAGAAGCAUUGGUUCGGGUCCCAUCGUUAGCUUGUAA
Molecule: messenger RNA, 1041 nt
Organism: Huiozyma naganishii CBS 8797
Lineage: Eukaryota; Fungi; Ascomycota; Saccharomycetes; Saccharomycetales; Saccharomycetaceae
Gene: BUG1
Product: Bug1p
Exons: 1
Coding region: 1-1041 (346 amino acids)
Source: RefSeq, a predicted model, not a curated record